This is a messenger RNA of Pyrenophora tritici-repentis Pt-1C-BFP, 1371 nucleotides long. RefSeq names its product PLAC8 multi-domain protein. Lineage: Eukaryota; Fungi; Ascomycota; Dothideomycetes; Pleosporales; Pleosporaceae. The record is from RefSeq and is a predicted model, not a curated record.
AUGGACCCAAGACAGUAUGGCCAGAACCACCAACUUCAGCCUCAAAAUGGAUCGCGACAGCACGAUAGAUUCUCAUGGCAGCAACCUCUUGAGGACGAUGCUCCAGCCUACCAGCAACCGCAAGCACAACCACAACAACAGACUCCACAAUACGCGGCGCAGCAAUAUCAGCAGUCACAUCAGCAAUAUCCACAGCCUCAGCAACGGCAACCUCAGGUCACUACAGAUGCAUCAAGACACUUCUCCUAUGCGCAAACACCAUCCGAGAUGCGAGCAUUCGUAUACACAUCCUCACCAAACGAUCCACCCAUGCCACAAUCUAUACCUAUAUCGCUUCCGACGUCGCCAGUGGGGGAUACGCCAAUCGAUCCCCGCCCCCAAUCGAUGAUGUUUUCGCAACAUCCGAUAAACCCGACCCAAUCCGAGACAGCUUACGUGCAGCCUCACGCUGAGGACGUUAAACCUCCCAUCUCGCCAGUCUCGCCCCAACACCCCGCUCAAACGCAGUACUUUUCUUCAGCCUCACCGAUCCCUCAGCCGCAACCUGUUCAACACGUUGAUACACACCAGAGCAGGCAUAUGCGACAAAUGAGCAACCUUUCCCCAAUCAACACAAAUCUACGAGCAUACCCCAUGCCUACUAUUCCUCCAACCCCACCAUCCGGGACACAUCAGACCUCGCCGUUACCGCAUAAGACGCCUAUAACGCCCAUGUCCGCCAAUUCAAUGCAGAAAGGGCAACCACGAGAGAACGCAACAUCUCCUUCGCAUCGCACGUCCCCGUACCCAAGCGAGCCCUACUCACCGCACGGCUUCUCUUCGAACCAAACCGGCAACUUCCAUGCCGUCUUCUCUCCCGACGCCGCACAUGGCCCCAACGGCUUAGACUUUGCCGCACACCAGCCAGGACAGAUAACGCACCCAAACAUGGAAUCCGAGAAGUCGCACGAAUGGAAGAACAGUCUUUGUGCAUGCAGUCCCGAGUUCUCAACUUGCCUGACUGGUCUUUUCUGCCCUUGUAUCCUCUACGGCCGUACAUCGUACCGCCUUUCGCAGAAAUCCGCAAAGAAGGAUCCCACGGAUAUGCUUGGUUACAGCUCCACCAAUGGACACUGCGCUGUCAUGGGCCUUUCUUGCGGUCUGUGGUGGUUGUUUCCCAUGCUCCAGCGCACGCGUAUCCGACGGGCCUACAAGCUUGAAGGCAGCUUCGGUGACGAUUUGCUCAAAGGGUGCUGUUGCUGCUGCUGUGUAACCGUCCAAAACGAGAGGGAGGUCAAGACGAGGGAGGAAGCUAGUAGACGGUGGGCUGGACCGGCGAGUACAGAUGUGUAUACGAGGUCGGGGGGGAUGGUGUAUAAACCACAACAGUGA